Molecule: messenger RNA, 1525 nt
Organism: Poeciliopsis prolifica (blackstripe livebearer)
Lineage: Eukaryota; Metazoa; Chordata; Actinopteri; Cyprinodontiformes; Poeciliidae
Product: patatin-like phospholipase domain-containing protein 4
Biological process (GO): triglyceride catabolic process; lipid homeostasis
Cellular component (GO): membrane; lipid droplet; cytoplasm
Molecular function (GO): triacylglycerol lipase activity; retinyl-palmitate esterase activity
Source: RefSeq, a predicted model, not a curated record
AACACGGAGCCCUGUCUGUCAAAAUGUAGUUCCAGUUUACAUAAUAGACAUCUAGCAGUCCUCUAACCGCUUCCUGUUCACCGAGGUGGGACUGAAACACGCCUCUAACCCGCUGGUGAUACACUUGGGCCUGGAGUCUCCUGGCUGGAUUCUUCAGGCAUAACAAUGACCAUUCUGAACCUGUCCUUUGCUGCCUGUGGUUUUAUGGGGAUCUACCACCUGGGUGCGGUGGAGGCCUUUCUUCAUCAUGGAGAUAAGCUGCUGAGCUCCAUGAGGGCCUGUGCAGGAGCGUCAGGUGGAGCGCUGGUGGCUGCUGUCCUCAUCACAGCUCCAGAUAAGCUGGAGCACUGCAAAAAGUUCACCUACAAGUUUGCUGGUGUGAGACAACAGAGGUUUGGAGCCAUCACAGGAUUCAACUUCAUGCUCAUUCUACGGGAAGCACUAGAGGAGAUUCUGCCAAGUGAAGCUCACAAUCUGGCCAGCAACCGACUUUAUAUCUCUAUAACUCACUGUAGGAGUGGGAAGAACCACAUCGUUUCCAGGUUUCCCUCCAGGGAUGAGCUCAUAAUGACUCUGCUUGCCAGCAGCUUUGUGCCUCUCUAUGCCGGGCUCAGACCGGUGGAGUUCAAUGGACAGAAAUGGAUUGAUGGGGGGUUUACGGACAGCCUGCCCAUCCUGCCUGUGGGGAGAACCAUCACUGUGUCUCCCUUUGCUGGACUGCAGGAUGUGUGUCCUGUCCACAGGGGGCGCUUCAACACUCAGCUCAGCCUUGUUAACAUGAAAAUUAUGUUUUCCAUUGACAACAUUAAACGUCUGAACCAGGCUUUGUUCCCUCCGUCCCUCAGCACCAUGUAUGCCAUAUGUGAGGAAGGUCACACUGAUGCUAUGCGGUUCCUGAAGCGAGAAGACCUUAUGAUCUGACUGCUAUAACCCUCAGGAAGCAAAGCACAAUUUCCAGGAGACUCCCGACUUUUCAGGGUUUUAUAAUAGUGUAAAUGAGGGAAGACGCUCAUCUUCUGCUGACUGGAGCAGAACAUCAUGAAGACACCUCAUUUGGACAUGGACUACUCAUCAAUUUUCCAAGAAGCCGUUUAAUUUUCAUAACUGAAGUACUGUGAGAUCAUGGAGUCUGGAAGCUUUGAAAAGUGUUUGAUGUUUCUGCAGGGUUACUGUUUGGUUUUCCUCCAGCAGGUGGAAAACAGGUGGUCAGCUGAGAAAAGCUCCCAUUGCUAAUAUAUAUUAUUGGUAUGAAAUGAUGGUCAGAAUUACAAUAAUUUAUGUAAAAUUUAUUUGAAUGACUGUUCUAUCCAUCCUACUUAACUAAGGAACUCAGAAGGAACUUCUUCAAGAAAUUCUUUCCCCUCUGUUUUUUGCAACUGUUUGCUCUUUUUCUUUAUUUUAACCUUAUAUUUCUUGAUAUUUAACCUAAUACAUUUUUAUUUUUCAAACAUCCUGUUUAAGUAAAACAGUGAUCCCUAAUCACCUCAGUUGUCCAAGAAUAAAAAUGAUUUAUUUUUACAGUUAA